Messenger RNA from Rasamsonia emersonii CBS 393.64, 447 nucleotides. RefSeq lists its product as uncharacterized. Lineage: Eukaryota; Fungi; Ascomycota; Eurotiomycetes; Eurotiales; Trichocomaceae. The transcript has a single exon. The record is from RefSeq and is a predicted model, not a curated record. The annotation marks the transcript as partial.
ACCAAUCUAUCAGCCAUAGCUCAUAGUAAAGCAUCCUGCGACCGGUUUCAAAGUUAUACAGUCAUAAAAAACAUAAAUAACGCCGGCUGUGCACUAAUAAGCCAUUUCCGAGGUGAAGAGAGAAGAAAAACGAUCAAUCAUAGUAUUGUUCCUAUGCCGUAUCCAUCUUGUCUCCAUCCUGGUCCUUGUCCUUGGAUGACUCCUCGUUUUCCUUUUGUUGGGACUCUCCUCCCUCCUCCGGAAUUUUUUCCAAGGCAGCUUUGCGUUCCUGCUCCUCUCGCUCCCGCCUUUCCUUCUCCUGUCGGUUCUUUUCCUCCUCGAGGGAUAGCCGCAGUGCGAACGCCAAUUCCGGAUCGUUCUCUGCCGCAUCUUCAAAGCCGAAUGCUUCGCCGCCCUCCGUACCGGCAGCACCAACACCGAGACCAGCACCCUCGCCGCCCAGAAUAG